Macadamia integrifolia is the source of this 1456-nucleotide messenger RNA. Its product is annotated as cinnamoyl-CoA reductase 1. Lineage: Eukaryota; Viridiplantae; Streptophyta; Magnoliopsida; Proteales; Proteaceae. The record is from RefSeq and is a predicted model, not a curated record. Gene Ontology annotation, molecular function: oxidoreductase activity, acting on the CH-OH group of donors, NAD or NADP as acceptor. The coding region runs from base 231 to 1241 and encodes 336 amino acids. The transcript is spliced from 3 exons.
CAUCGGUCAUAAUUCACCAUCGCUGAGCCCUAUCCUUAAUCCCUCUGGCCUUCUAUAUAUAUUGCAUAAAAGAAAAUAUUUAAUGAUCCGAUCCUGCCCCUGCGACUAACUAAUCAGCAGCUACGAAGGGAAGCGGAGGCAAAGAAAACAGCAAAGUAAAGAAAAAGAGAGGGAAGCGGGGUGAGGGUAAGGAACAGCCGAACAGGAACCCAAAGAGUGCCGAGUCAGCAAUGGCAGGGACGAAUACUAACAAGGGGUUGGCGGUGUGCGUGACUGGGGCAAAUGGAUUUAUAGGAUCCUGGCUUGUGCGGACGCUGCUGGAUAAGGGUUACGAAAUCCACGCCAGCGUCAUGCCGGGGAGCGACGCUUCCCACCUACGGUCCCUCCUUCCCGGUGGGUGCAGGGGGGAGGGGGAGGAGCGGCUGAGGGUAUUCGAGGCCGACAUUCUGAACGCGGACGCCGUGUGGAGUGCCGUGGAAGGGUGCGCCGGCGUGUUCCACGUGGCGUCGCCCUGCACGCUGGAGGAUCCAACGAACCCGCAGCUGGAGCUGGUGCUGCCGGCCGUGCAGGGAACCCUCAACGUGCUGAAGGCUGCAAAGAAAGCCAAGGUGAGGAGGGUCGUCGUCACCUCAUCCAUCUCCUCCCUCGUCCCCAAUCCCUCCUGGCCCUCCCACCGUCCCUUCGACGAGACCUCCUGGACCGACCUCGACUAUUGCAAAUCUCGGCAGAAAUGGUAUCCAGUGUCAAAGACAUUGGCAGAGAAGGCAGCAUGGGACUUUGCAGAAAAGCAUGGGAUGGAUGUUGUGACGAUCCUUCCAGCCACCUGUCUGGGUCCACUCCUGCAAUCUCAUUUGAAUGCAAGUUGUGCUGUACUUCAGCAGUUGCUGCAGGGAUCAAAGGAGACACAAGAGUACCACUGGCUUGGUGCUGUACAUGUGAAGGAUGUGGCUAAUGCUCAGGUGCUGCUCUUUGAGAGCCCAUCUGCUUCAGGAAGGUACCUCUGCACAAAUGGUAUAUAUCAGUUUCGUGAUUUUGCUGAAAUGGUAUCCAAAAUAUACCCCAACUUCCCUGUUCACAGGUUUAGCGAGGAAACCCAACCUGGUCUUAUGGGAUGCAAGGAUGCAGCAAAGAGGUUGAUUGAUCUUGGUCUGGUCUUUACACCUGUUGAAGAUGCAAUCCAAGAUGCGGUAGAAAGCCUUAAAGUGAAAGGCUUCUUGGAGGCGCAGAAAUCGCUUCCUUAAAAUAACAGCAAAUACAUUCACAUUAUCAUUUUUCUUUCUGAUAAUAAUGGAUUACUACAAAUGAUAUCUCGUAGGGAAUUACUUGCUAGGGGCAUGGUUACUUCACAUUUUUUUUUGAAGUUCAAAUUGUUAUUUGUUUGAAAGAUGUGGUCUUUGACUCACUCUACACACCACAUUUUUUGAGUUUGAUGAUGCAUUUCUAGCCGGCCAAGUAA